Molecule: messenger RNA, 1096 nt
Organism: Onthophagus taurus
Lineage: Eukaryota; Metazoa; Arthropoda; Insecta; Coleoptera; Scarabaeidae
Gene: ATPsynO
Product: ATP synthase subunit O, mitochondrial
Biological process (GO): proton motive force-driven ATP synthesis
Molecular function (GO): proton-transporting ATP synthase activity, rotational mechanism
Source: RefSeq, a predicted model, not a curated record
CUUCUGUCACCUACUACUAGAUGGCGCAACCACAUAUGACACCAACCUAAUACAAAACAGUUACUAACCAAAAAAAAAAUUAAGUUUGUUUGAAUCAACUUUAUUUAAUCGUUGUUUAAAUUUUAUUUAUUGUUACGAAAUUAUGAUUGUUAAAAUUAAAUUGAUAAUAAAUUAAUUUAAAAAAAUUAAUAAAUUUUGUGACAUAAUUCGCCAAGGGUUAACUUAACCAGCUAACUUCAAACUCCUCUAAAACGUCACUCAUUUCAUCUUUUAAAGUCUUUUAAGUAAUUUCUGGGGCUUCGUACCAGAAGAAUUCGGUAAUAAUGGCAUCAACAAAGUUCACAAUCCUCGCGAGGAGUUUCAGUACUUCUGGGGCCGUUAACCAAUUAAUCAAGCCUCCAAUCCAAGUGUUUGGAAUUGAGGGUCGGUACGCUACCGCUUUAUACUCGGCCGCUUCAAAAGAAAAAAAGUUGGAUGCGGUCGAAAAAGAAUUGGUUCAAUUCCAAGGUGUGCUUAAAUCCGACGUUAAAUUGAACGAGUUUAUUUUAAAUCCGACUAUUAAGAAGCAAACGAAAACCGAAGGAGUGAAAGCGAUCGCUUCUAAAGCGGGAUUAUCACCGGCUUCUGCUAAUUUGUUGCAAAUUUUGGCCGAAAACGGCCGAUUGAAAAAAUUAAAUGGGGUUAUUAAUGCUUUUAAAACUAUUAUGUCUGCCCAUAGAGGAGAGGUGCAAUGUGAAGUAACCACAGCGAAACCCUUGGAUCAAGCUCAACGUCAAAAGUUAGAGGGAGUUUUAAAAUCGUUUUUGAAAGGUAGCCAAAGUUUACAUUUAACGGCUAAUGUUGAUCCGGGUAUUAUUGGCGGGAUGAUUGUCAGUAUCGGGGAUCGGUACGUUGAUAUGAGCGUUUCCAGCAAGAUUAAGAAGUACACGGAUAUAAUUAGUACCCCAGUUUAAAAAAAUAAACUAAGUGAAAAGGAGAAUAUGGUUAUGAAACCAUCAUCUUGAUGAAACAACCUCGUUCGUUAGCUUAUUUUAGGUAUGAAUGAAUUUUCAAUUAUAUUGGUGUAAUAGAAAAACAAUAAAUGAAAAAAAAUUGA